Molecule: messenger RNA, 1096 nt
Organism: Drosophila melanogaster (fruit fly)
Lineage: Eukaryota; Metazoa; Arthropoda; Insecta; Diptera; Drosophilidae
Exons: 3
Molecular function (GO): nucleic acid binding; hydrolase activity; endonuclease activity
Source: RefSeq, marked reviewed
AUGAAGAUGCACGAGCUACGAUAUCUAAUUAUUACUUUGAGCUUGUUCCUAACUGUGGGAAAUGUCAAGUCCUUUUGCCAGAUCACACAGGCUGAAACAUGGACCGAUCGACUUUUUGUCCACAUUGUUAACAAUCGCUACGAGCUCUUGCUCACGGAUUAAUUGCAACCAAAUCAGCAAAUAAGUUUGCUGUGCGAUGGUAAUGCGCAGGUGUUCACCUCCACCUGUCGGAAUAAUGGCCAGUUCUCUCCACCAUUGCCCAGGACGAACUGCUCAAAGGCAAUCCCGCCUUCCGUUGUUCCAACUUCGAGUAAUAUCUGUCCACACACCAUGUAUUUGGUUGGUUUCAAAUACGGAAAUACGUUCAUGGAGCUCUAUCGCAGCUGCUACGACGCGAGAACCAUGAAGGCGUAUUUCUCCAUCAACACGGUCUACCCCACCAAUUUAAAGUCAGAUCGGCCGCCAACAGUGUUCGAUAAGGAUGGGAUCAUAACUCCUGCAGAUGAGGCUACCUUUCAGAUGAAUAGUAUCUACAAUCGAUUUGAGUAUCUUUUUGGAUCUGGACAAACAUAUGUGCCUUCUUCCAGAAGUCUUUCCUUUGAUCGUGGUCACCUUACACCGGUUGCCGACUACAGCUUCCCAAAAAUCCUAAGACAAACCAACAAGUACUUGAAUGUCGUUCCCCAGUACUACAAUAUUAAUCGCAGCAAUUGGAAGAUAGUUGAGAAUUGGGUUCGAGGACAAAAGGAUGUGCUAAAUGUCUGCACAGGGGCAUUGGGUGUUCUUGAUUUGUUGAACAGAAGCCAAAAAUCUGUUUCGAUUUACCUAGCACCGAACAAAAAUCCCGUUCCCAGAUGGACAUACAAAAUCAUUAGGAGCCUAACCACCGGCAUCAAGUACGUGAUAUUGACCUCCAACAAUGGGUGGGAAACCCAACAACCAAACCCAGCAUCAGUCUGCAAAGUUACUGCCUGCCCCAGAACUUUGAAUCCAACCGGAACUGGAUACACCUUCUGCUGUGAUCCAAUUGACUUUAUCAGAAGAAACGUUCCUAAUUUGGCAGGUGUGUGCUGGGAUAAUACCGAAAAUGUGUAGA